GUGCCUUAGCGCGAAACGCGUUUGAAGGAGCUAGAGAAUAGUAGUCGGGAAUAGACAAUCUUGACAACACUUCUUCUAUCAUUAUAUUCCUUUCCUUUUCAGCCGACCACUUUUGAGUUUUGACUGUCUGUCCAAGCAAACACACAAGUCCUUCCUCUGUUUCUCACAUUUUUAUCUCUUCUGUGCCCAAAUUUAAAGGUCAGCCUCACGAACGUUCCAAUCUAGAACAACACAACACAACUAUAAAAACCUUAAAUUUGGACACAAAUUUAAUUCAAGCUCUCAUUAUUUUUAGAUUUGGACAUCAAAUUUAAAGCCAAUAACAAUGGAGAUGUCGAACAGACAAUCUCCAUCCAAGGCCCUCUUCCUGAUAUUGGCUAUUAUAUCCAUCCAACACAUUUCCACUGUACAAUGCAUCGGAGUUAACUACGGCACCCUCGGCGACAACCUCCCGCCGCCGGCACAGGUUGCUCAAUUCCUCAAGGACAAAACCAUCAUCGACCGUGUCAAGAUUUUCGAUGUCAACCCGGACAUCAUCCGAGCCUUUGCCAACACCGGAAUCUCCCUCACCGUCACCGUCCCCAACGGCGAGAUCCCCAACCUCACCGAAAUCCGGUCAGCUCGCCGGUGGGUCAACCAGUACAUCAAGCCUUUCGUCCCACAAACCCGAAUCAAUUACAUUGCCGUCGGGAACGAGAUCCUCCACUGGGGCCCGCAGAACCUAAUCGACAACCUCGUUCCGGCAAUGAAGACCCUUUACAAAGCUCUCCACAUGAACGGAAUCCGGGACAUUAAAGUUUCCUCUCCGCAUUCUCUGGGGAUUCUCUUGUCAGCUAACCCGCCGAGCAGGGCCAGUUUCCGACCCGGUUGGGAUGUGGGCGUUUUGAAGCCGAUGUUGGAUUUCCUGAACGCGACAAACGGUCCAUUCAUGGUCAAUCCUUAUCCUUAUUUCGGGUUUGACCCGAAUGAAGUCGAUUUCGACGUGUUCCGGCCUAAUAAGGGAAUAUACGACCGGUUUACCCGGCGGACUUACACUAAUAAAUUCGAUUUGCUUUUGGAUGCCGUGUUUGUGUCCAUGAAGAGAUUGGGCCACGGGGAUGUGGAGAUUGUGGCGGCGGAGACAGGGUGGCCGUCGUUGGGUGAGACUUUUGAGCCACAAUGCACGGUGGCGAAUGCUGCAUCCUACAACGGCGGGUUGGUGAGGAAGUUCAUCUCCGGGAGAGGGACUCCGUUGAUGCCACACAAGAAAUUCGAGACGUAUAUUUUUGGGUUGUUCAAUGAGAACCAGAAGCCAGGGUCAUUGGCUGAGAGGAACUGGGGAUUGUUCAGGCCGGAUUUCACUCCGGUUUAUGAUGCUGGAAUCUUGAAACCCGGUGCCGGAGUGCCGGUUCCAGCAGUACCAGUAACACCAGGACCUGGCAAGAAAUGGUGCGUCCCAAGGGCGGGAGCAACCGACGCAGCCCUCCAGAACAACAUCAACUACGUUUGCAGCCAAGGCCUGGAUUGCCGUCCCAUUCAACAAGGCGGUACCUGCUUCAAUCCCAACACCGUCCGCUCCCAUGCUGCUUACCUCAUGAACUUGUGGUUCCAAACUAAGGGCACCACCCUCCAAAACUGUGACUUCUCCGGCACCGGAGACAUCGUCACCGAUAGAGAUCCAAGUUACGGUGCAUGCAAAUAUUAGUGAUCUUCUGAAGUGUUAGGACCGACCAUCUAAUGAACUAAAAAGAGGGUUCCCGACUCUGACUUGCAACAACCGGAAUGAAGUUUUGGACUUGAUUAUUUAUCUAAUUGUUCGUAUUCCCUUGGGCCAAUUCACAUGCAAUCAGUUUUCUUAUGAAUUCUGAUAAGUGCAUGGGAGGAUUCUAGCUCUAGUUGACUCUGGAUUUAGUGUUUUGUUGUACAUUUCAGAAUUUGUAUCAUAUUACUUAAUGAAAUAUUCGUCGAAAAUUGAUAAUUUAGUUACUUAUCAUAUUUCAAAAAUGUAUUUUGUAUGAAAAUUGAUAUGAUAUUUGGAAAACAUAAUGAUUGAGAUGAAAUACAAGUUACGCAUGAUGCUACUCCGAACACUUUCGCAAAUUGGACUGCAUAUCAAUGCAAAUAAUGAGAAUAAAUAUGUAGCAUAAUGUAAAUUUUACAUCGAUAAAACACAAUAAAAAUAAAAAUAAUAGCUC
Messenger RNA from Oldenlandia corymbosa var. corymbosa, 2174 nucleotides. Lineage: Eukaryota; Viridiplantae; Streptophyta; Magnoliopsida; Gentianales; Rubiaceae. The record is from the annotation of a GenBank genome assembly.